Molecule: messenger RNA, 954 nt
Organism: Plasmodium vivax (malaria parasite P. vivax)
Lineage: Eukaryota; Apicomplexa; Aconoidasida; Haemosporida; Plasmodiidae
Exons: 1
Coding region: 1-954 (317 amino acids)
Source: RefSeq, a predicted model, not a curated record
AUGAUGGUAAGCGACCCAAGUGAAGAUGCCAACGGGGGGGAAGACGAGAGCGGCCAUGAGCAUGACGAAAGUAAAAGCAACGAAAGUAAGAGCGACGAAGAGGAUGUCAAAUAUAAAAAACCAGAGACGCACACAAACUUCUGGAAGUCCUUUGGGCUUGGCACCAAGGCAGGGAAGCUCCUUUACAACCUAUACGGGGAGAAGAGCAAGAUAACCCCCGCGCUUAUCAGCACGAGGAGGGCUACUAAGGAUGAGGCACCGAUGAGGGAACCUCCCGAGGUGGAGAGGAGACGUCCCCAAGUCAGCUACCCGGAGUUGAAAAGUGGGUGCCAUACGGGGCGCCGCCGAUUUGCUGCCUCUGCACUCAGCCGAUUUGCAGCCCCAGGGCAAUUCGCCUGCCAACCCGGUCAGCUUCCAACCGCCACUGCAGAGCCCGCCCCGAAGGAACACCCCAUAGACGCCAUACCACACAGAAAGCCCCUGGCCAAAAUCCUGGAGGACACGAAAAACUACGAGUGCAUUAAGGAGCUCCCCGCGCGGAUUGAACGAAACCGAAGUGAGGAAAAAAAAAAACUGAGCGAGCUUUUCUUCGGUUACAAAUGUAAAGUGGUCCCCCCCAGUUGCUCCCCAGCUGUCUUAACGGAGGAGGAGAGAAGGGAAGCAAUCCAAAGUGCCGAAAAGGAUUUCACAAACAUGAGGAAUUCCAGUUGCAGGGAGGAUAACAUUAAGGAGAGCAUGAAGGUUUAUAAAGCCGAGUUAAUGGAUGAGCUGAGAGAGAAGGUGCAGCAGUACAACCAGCUCGUCUCCCUUGGAGUGCCACACAAGGUGGGUGUCGCUCCGACGGACAAAGAGUGCCACGAAUAUGAGUAUAAAAAAAUUCAACUCGUCAACGAAAUUGAGGCUUGCAAAAGGAACAUUCUGAAGACCAACGCUGUGUUGGACGCGUCCAAGUGA